UUUUAAUUUGUAAAACAUUAAAAUCUUAUCAGAGUAAAUUAACUUAGUAGGUCAUUAAAAAUCUCAGUUUAGUCUAUUGAACAAAUGUGUCCUCCAUCCAACACAGCAUUUACAAAAACAUUUUAUCCUGGCUUGAAAAUUCACAAUUCUGUUUUUGAGGGCGGUCCUGGAAAAAACCACACCUCUACACCUGUGACAACUAAUCCUGUUCGGUAGGAAAAGCAAAUAAUCUGUCUAGAAAGGAAAUCUAUUACAGUACAAGCCAAAUGAGAAUAAUCUCCGAUGCCUUAGAGUAGUUGUGUUCAGAACCAUUGUCACUUACAAGAUGCAGCUGUACACUUGAAGCUUUUCCCAUUCUCACAUCCAGGAUGGCUGUUAAGCCAAAAACUGCUAUUACCCUGCUUUGUGUUACCACCAUUGGUUUGGUUGUUUUAAGACUUGCCUCUUUGGAUUGCAGUGGAUAUUUACAGCUUUGGGACCAAAGCUUCUUUGCUUGUGCUUCUGAUGGAAAUGAUAAUGUGCUAUUUGUUCGCCGUCUCAACCGGUCAAUUGAACCAUUUUUGUCUGCAAAGACAAAGCUCUCAGAGGAGACUUUUAAUUGGUGGAAGCGCAUACAGAUUGAACAACGUAACUUCACUUUCUAUAAAGCAACAGUGAGCAAACUAUUUGAGAUAUUUCCACCUGUUAUUGAUCUUGGGAAAGCCUGUUCUGCCAGGUGUAGGACUUGUGCAGUGGUUGGAAAUUCUGUUAACCUUAAAGGAUCAAGUUAUGGACGUUUGAUAGACUACCAAGAUAUUGUUAUAAGAAUGAACUUUGCUCCAGUCAAAGGCUAUGAAAAAGACGUUGGGACCAAAACAACUUAUCGUGUCAUGUACCCAGAGAGUGCCAUGGAUUUAGAUAACUCCACUCAUCUUGUGCUGUUUCCAUUCAAAAUACAAGACCUUGAUUGGCUUAUCAAAGCCUUUACAACAGGAUUUUCUGGGAGAUCAUAUGCACCAUUAAAAUCCAAAAUUAAAGCCAACAAAGAUUUGGUGAAGGUGAUCAACCCAGCUUUUAUGAAGUAUUCGCAUAAGGUCUGGCUAGAGGGUAAAGGAACCUAUCCAUCCACCGGCUUUAUGACUUUGAUUCUUGCGCUUCAUGUUUGUGAUGAGGUCCAUGUAUUUGGUUAUGGAGCAGACAGUGAUGGAAACUGGAGCCAUUACUUUGAAGUACUGACAAACAAAAAUCUUAAGACGGGACCACAUCCUGGACAUCAUGAAUAUAAUAUACUGCAACAGCUGGCUAAUGAAAAAACAGUGCAGCUUUAUAAAGGGAUGUGAGGGGUUGAAAGCACUUUACUGUUUUUAUAAACAAAAAAAUGUCAAUGUCAGUCACUGAAGACAGUAUUGUCUCAAUCACAGCAUUUUAUGGCAAAGUGAAAAUAUCCUGCUUUUCUUUUUAAAUUGGUAGCUGCUGUGUCUGUGAGAAACAACAUUGACAUAUCUUACCAGCUGAACUAUCAAAGAGUCAUAUGAAAACAGAGUAAACAUGCUAACCUUGGCCUAGCGCCUUAAGAAACUGCACAACUUGAAAACAUCAUCAUCUGGUACAAGACAUGGGUUUACUCAAGACUGAGGGUGUUGAGUCAGACAUAUGUAUAAAAGAACAAAUGGUAAAGCUGUGCAUGUUUUGUGUGACAUGUUGUCAGAGUACUUUACUCUAACAGCUUAUCAGACAACACAAGCAUGCAUGACAUAAUGUACAAUGAAUGUCUUAAUCAAGUAACAAAGUUGGACCAGUAAAUUUAGGCUCUCAUGCAGAAAGUUUGGUUGAGACAAAGGAACAUAUAUUUCUCAAAUAAAGCAGAUAAUAAACUGUAGCUCCGUGAAAUUGGUGUAUAUGUUACCUCCAAUAAAUUAUUUUUUAUCACGA
Fundulus heteroclitus (mummichog) is the source of this 1911-nucleotide messenger RNA. Its product is annotated as CMP-N-acetylneuraminate-beta-galactosamide-alpha-2,3-sialyltransferase 1. NCBI's taxonomy places the organism in Eukaryota, Metazoa, Chordata, Actinopteri, Cyprinodontiformes, Fundulidae. Gene Ontology annotation, molecular function: beta-galactoside (CMP) alpha-2,3-sialyltransferase activity. The transcript is spliced from 7 exons. Bases 369 to 1319 code for a protein of 316 amino acids. The record is from RefSeq and is a predicted model, not a curated record.